AGGCUGUCAGAAAAGAAAGUACAGGGACAUCAUCCGCUACAGCCAAGCGAGAGCAUAGCACAGAGCGCGCCAAAUGAUAAUCGCGAGAGAGAGAAAGAGAGGGAGAGAGAGAGAGGGUUUAAUUAAUUCAUGCAGAAGGGGAGGGAUGUUUCUCUCGCUGAGUGUGCUAGUUCCAGCUCUGCAUGAGCUCUGCUGCCUGUAGCAUAUUGUUUGUAAGCCCGUUACGGCACUUAGACCAGCCAGGAACUGAACAGCCCCAGCAUCUCCUGAACGAGCAAAGGUCACAUAGGUCAUCGGCUGAACUUGCUGUGAUCUUCCGUGUGCACCUGUCACCUCCCCAUUGCAGAGCUCUUCAAAUCACGAUUCCUGCCAGUGACGCGGCAAGCACCUCACCUUUGCUCUCCCCUCAUCCUUCCGUCCCUUCUUUGUUUUGCCGCUCCGUACCGGGGACGCCUUUUUGCCAUCUGGUCUUAAGGAAAGGAGCUAUGAUCAUGCCAGAUAUCAUCGUCUCCAUCUCAUACUUCACCUGUGGAUAAUCAUCUUCAUCCCUCCCUACUCGCCGUAAGCGCUCUGACCAAUGAAAUGGGAGACUGGGUGUGUCUGAGCCCAGCCGAGUUCACGCAGCUGCAGCAGUACAGUGAGUAUUCAUCCAAGAAGCUUAAAGACGUGCUGGAGGAGUUUCAUGGAAAUGGUGUCCUCUCCAAGUACAACCCUGAGCAGAAGCAAGAUGUUCUUAACCAACCCAUCGACUACGAGGGCUUCCAGCUUUUUAUGACUACCUAUCUGGAGAAUGACAUCCCAGAGGAACUGUGCAAACACCUCUUCACCUCAUUCAAGAGCAAGACAGGAGGAGGAAACUCCCCAGACCCUUCUCGAUCUGGAGCGGGCAUGCUGGGUAUAAAUGGGAAGAGCGUUUUGAGUGCCAUGGGACGACACACUCCAGAACACUCAACAGGGAUCACUCCAAGCUCAGGGGCCACCACAUCUCCCUGCUCAUCCCGCACCUCCUCUCAGCGUUCGGGCACAGGAGGCCACACUCCCAGAGGCCCCAACAGGUCGCCCGGCACGCAGCCCAAACACCUAGCAGGCAGCAGUAGUAGUAACGCUUUGGCACUCUCCAAGACCACCAACUCCCCCCGCCUCUCCCCAGAGCGAAGUCAGUCGGAAAAUUGCACGUCUAUCCGGAGGAGUCCAUCUCCACAAAAGGGCUCUCCACUGCCCUCCCCUCAAGUUGUCUUCCUAAAAGACAUUGUGUGUUACCUAUCCCUGCUGGAAAGGGGGACGCCAGAAGACAAACUCGAGUUCAUGUUUCGGCUGUACGACACAGAUGGAAACGGUCUGUUGGACAGUUCGGAACUGGACCGCAUAAUAAAUCAGAUGGUCCAUGUAGCCGAAUAUCUUGAAUGGGAUUCUACAGAACUACAACCGAUUCUUAAGGAGAUGAUGGAGGAGAUCGACUAUGAUCAUGAUGGAACGGUCACACUGGAGGAGUGGAUCAGAGGGGGAAUGACAACCAUACCCCUGUUAGUACUGCUGGGAAUGGAGACGAAUGUCCAGGAAGACGGGCAGCACGUUUGGAGACUGAAGCAUUUUAACAAGCCAGCCUACUGUAAUUACUGUCACACUAUGUUGUUAGGAGUGAGGAAACAGGGCCUAUGCUGCGCACUAUGCAAGUACACAGUCCAUGAGCGCUGUGUGUCCAAAGACAUCGCUGCUUGCAUUAGCACCUACGCCAAGUCCCGCAGACACACCAACGCUAUGCAGCACGUUUGGAUGGAGGGAAACUCUCCAACAAAAUGUGACAAAUGUCACCGCAGUAUUAAGUGCUAUCAAGGUCUAACAGGCCUUCACUGUGUUUGGUGUCAAAUCACUCUUCAUAACAAGUGUGCGUCCAAUGUGAAGCCGGAGUGUGACGGUGGGCCGUUGAAAGAUCACACACUCCUGCCUUCAUACAUCUGUCCUGUUGUUCUGGACCGACAUUCGGCUGUAAAAAAAAGUGAAGGAGAGUCAUCGCCCAAUACCAGCCCUGAAGAUACCAAUCAGUGUUUCAAGUUUACUGGCGAUGGUCAAGCAUUGCAGAUCACCCCUCUGCCAGGAACACACCCUCUUCUUGUGCUGGUCAACCCCAGGAGUGGCGGUCGGCAGGGCGAGAGGGUGUUGCGAAAGUUCCAGUACCUGCUCAACCCCAGACAGGUGUACAGUCUGGAUUGUGGAGGACCCACAACAGGGCUCAACUUUUUUCGGGAUGUGCCAGAUUUCCGCGUGCUGGCGUGUGGUGGUGACGGAACAGUGGGCUGGAUUUUGGACUGUAUAGAUAAGGCCAAUUUUGCUCGCCAUCCACCUGUUGCAAUCCUGCCGCUGGGUACCGGGAACGACCUUGCUCGUUGUCUGCGCUGGGGCGGAGGCUAUGAAGGAGGAAAUCUGGUGAAGUUCCUCAGGGAUAUCGAGCACAGCACCGAGGUGCUGCUCGACCGCUGGAACAUCGACAUCGUUCCCGACGAUAAAGAGGAGAAGGGUGACCCUGUGCCCUACAGCAUAGUCAACAACUAUUUCUCCAUCGGAGUGGACGCAUCCAUCGCGCAUCGCUUUCACCUGAUGAGAGAGAAACAUCCUGAGAAGUUUAACAGCAGGAUGAAAAACAAGUUGUGGUACUUCGAAUUUGGGACUACAGAGACUAUCUCAGCCACUUGUAAAAAGCUAAACGAAGGCAUUGAAGUGGAGUGUGAUGGCAUCAUUUUGGACCUCAGCAGCACGUCCCUGGAGGGCAUUGCCGUGCUCAACAUUCCCAGCAUGCACGGGGGCUCCAACCUGUGGGGCGAGACCAAGAAAAGACGGAAUUACAAUCGAAUGAGUAAAAAAGUACCAGAAAGAAUGACUGGCAGCACAGUGACGGAUGCGAAGGAGCUCAAGUUUUGCGUGCAAGAUCUGAGUGACCAGCUGCUGGAGGUGGUAGGUUUGGAGGGAGCAAUCGAGAUGGGUCAGAUCUACACAGGUCUCAAGAGUGCAGGUCGGCGCCUUGCACAGUGUUCAAAUGUCACCAUCAGGACGUCCCGACUGCUGCCCAUGCAGAUUGACGGAGAGCCGUGGAUGCAGCCUCCGUGCACGAUACGGAUCACACAUAAGAACCAGGUGCCCAUGCUGCUGGGCGCACCCCAGAAAACGCCCUUCUUCUUUUUCAAGAAGCGUAACAGAAGUCGCGACUAGACGUGAGACUGCAAACAUCAGCCACCCUUUUACAAUUAUACAAACACAGGCAAACAUCUCCACCUUCCUCAGCCUCUUCUUCGUCUUUGGGUGGUGGGGACCCAAAGAAUAAAGGCUGAGCGCAGACUGUGACACUGAAACACUUUAAAACACUGACAAUAAGAAAACACACUGCAAUGGGCCUUUUAUGGGCAAUGGACUCCAUCUACCAACGUAGCCUGAACCAUUUGAACAGAGUGUAAUGACCACUUCCUGUGUCGUACCCUACAGAGAAAGUUAUACCGCAGUCUUGCAAGCGUUGACCUGUAAGCUAUGACUCGAUUCCAGCAAAAUUCCUCCCUACCAGUAGGCCACUGCCUUGGGAUCACACCACACUGUGUGCUUUCCCUUUUCUUGGGAAGGCUCAUCAGAAGAUACUGCCAGUUUUCAAGAGAAAUCGAGUGAGAGAGGAUAAAGAGAAUGCAGAUUAAAACAAAAAAUAGUGACUGAAAACAAAUAACAAAAAAGGUCUUCUUGAUCUACCACAUAGCACCACUAAAGAGGAAAUUUUAAAGUCAUCUAUUGUGAAGAUCUACAUGUGGGUCUCCUCAUGGUGAUACGUCAGACUGAGUUCAAAAAGUCCCAACAUUACAGCUUUGUUGUUUGCUUUUGGUAUUUUUGGUGUUCACCCUUAAACCUCAGAACUGGCCAGAGCAAUAUAAUUGGUCCUAUAAUGCAGUGCUAGAUGCUCAGUUACCCCCUUUCCACACAAAUGGUGCUGAUGCUAAGUUGGCGGGAACUUUUAAAGCUCCUUCAAAACCGGCCCGCAUUUCUCAUUGAUUUCAGAGCCAAAUGAUGAUGUAACUCGCCAUGUAACUACAUAACCACAACCAAACAUGCCACACCAAGAGACUUAAUACAUGGGUUGAACGAUAUUGAAGAGAAAUGCUAUAACUUGCUAAAAAUAAACAAUACAAUAUGUAAUAGGAUAAUGAUUUCAGUUUAUAAAAUCAAUUUAAAUUAUAAUCGCAUACUUGAAAAAUGAAGGCACGUUUCUCAUAUGGGGCGUAUCCUAUUCCCAGACUAAAAUGCAUGUUUGAUCUGCCUUGAUUUAUAAACAUCUUGCACUGACAUAUCUUAAGAUACAUCCGUGCCAUUGUUUUGUCUCAAGAUAAACAUCAGUAUUGUUUUUUGUAAGAUUUGUUUGUAACAUCUACUUUAAUGUACUAAUAUAACUAAAGCCUAGUCCUGGAUUAAUCUAAACCCUGUCUGGGAAAAGUAUAUAACCAAUAUACAUCUCUGUCUCAGUCUCUUUGCCAUCUGCAUCAAAACUUUGAUAACACUUUUUAAAGUAUUCAAUUCAUUCAGUUAUAAAAAAAUAUAUGCACAUAUGUGAUAUUUCAAAUAACUUGCAGGCUUAAUAGUAAUUUGAUUCAGCAUCAAUGACAUUAAAUCAUUGUGAUUGAAAAAUAUAAUUAAUAAUAGUUUCAGUGUGAUAUUUCUAAAUCAGAGCAUUUUAUUGAAAACCUUAACUGGAUGUCCGGCAACACACGUCCCAUCACAAUGUCUGCAUUCCCAGUGUAGAGAGCUGUUUUGUUUUCUCUUGGUGCAGGCAUGUUCACACCCCUGUGCAUAGAUGUUUUGGGUUCCUGGUAAAGCUGGUUUUAGGGGCCAUUGAUCUGCAUGGGCGAAACAUGGGAAACGUGCAAGAAAAGUCAUCAGCACCCUGGUAGUGGAAAAGGGGCAAAUGUGGAGAAUGGACCUAAAGGUCCAAUUUUACAAAAUAAUAAAAUUUAGGUUGACACAGCCCCUUAAUUUGAGAAUCAGUCUACUAAAGACAGUUUUGUACCAAAUGUGAUUCUGUCUGUGAAAUCCAGACUAAAGUCUCAUGAUCUAAUUAUGAGAUUAGAAGAAUCAAAGUUUCCACUUUAAUUUCAAUUUUUGCAUGAUCUUAGUCAGUAUUGAAGAUACCAAUGUCAUAUUUUCAGUCACAGGAUGUUCUUUACAUUAUUUAGGAUGGUUUUAUGUAAAUACCUGACUUUAGAUGGGUUUUCACAGACAGGAUCACAAUUACCAUUUAGUGGCAAUUGGUCAUUUUUUAUUAAAAAGACAGAAUUUUAUCACAAUACUGUGCCCUUUAAAUUGUGUGCAAUUCAUUAAAAUUGGAUUAAAUAUUAAAGAGACACUCCACUUUUUUUUAAAUAAACUAAUUUUCCAGCUCCCCUAGAGUUAAACAUUUGGUCUUUACCUUUUUGGAAUCCACUCAGCUGAUCUCCGGGGCUGGCGCUAGUACUUUUAGCAUAGCUUAGCACAAUCCAUUGAAUCUGAUUAGACCAUUAGCAUCACGUCAACCAAAGAGUUUUGAUAUUUUUCCUAUUUAAAUCUUGACUCUUCUGUAUGUACAUUGUGUACUAAGGCAGAUGGAAAAUUAAAAGUUGCGAUUUUCUAGGCCAAUAUGCCUAGGAACUAUACUCUCAUUUUGGCGUAAUAAUCAAAAACUUGAUGAUAUUACGCAGCAGCCGGAAAUAGUCCCCUUAGUAACUUUCAAUAGCAAGGGGUGAUUUUCGGGCACUGCAUAAUAUCAUUGCGCCUGCUACAGCCAUGUUACAACGGCAAAGUCCUUGAUUAUUACGCCAGAAUGAGAGUAUAGGUCCUAGACAUAUCGGCCUAGAAAGUCACAAUGUCGGUCUUAGUACACGAUGUGACUACAGAAGAGUUUUCAAUGGAAAAAUAUUGAAACUCUUUGGUUAUUUUUGAGCGUGAUGCUAAAUGGUCUAAUCAGAUUCAAUGGUCUAAUCAGAUUCAAUGGAUUAUGCUAAACUAUGCUAAAAGUGAUCGGCUGAAUGAAUUCUAAAACAGGAGGAGAGCUGGAAAAUGAGAAUAUUAUAUAAAUGCUGGAGUGUCCCUUUAAUGUUCAAAGGAAAAUAGAUUCAACUUUGUAUGAUAAAGUAGCAAAUCCUUUAUUUUUUUUACCAAAAUAUAUUUGCCAAGAAAUGACAAUAAUAUAAGAAACUUGUGAUUUGACCUGUUAUUGGAGAGCAGUCUGAGAAACCAAGUCCUUGUGCUAUGUCUUGGAGCAUCUCCAUCCUCGGAGGGCUGUAAUGGAUCCAGCACUGGUAUUAACACUCAAUUCUGUGGUCCUCUCUCACAACAAACUGCUGCCGUGGGGUUUGAUUUACCGCUGCAUGGACAGAUCCUAAAUUUAACUUCCUAUUCCAGGGAGCGUCUAUCUUGUGAAACACUACUCCUUAUUGCAGCAUGAAAACAUCAGAUCACAAUUUCAGGUCGGCAGUCGAAAGGAUGUAAAAGCGGACGAAUGCAAAGUACACCAGUUACUUACAGUUAAACUUAUCCUCUAAUAAUAGUGACUGCAUUAUCUAAAAACAUUUUAUAGAAGAAGAUAAGUAGGAAUCGAGCAUUUUAGGGCCCAUAUUUUAUUGUCUAAAUAAAAUGCCCACUAUGUAUCAGUAUUUGUAUAUACAAAAAGCCUUAUGUGCAUAUAGAAAUGUGUUACUUAUAGAGCAAGUUAUAUAGUUUGAGAGAUUAUCAGUGAUGGGUUACAUGAUUGACUGUAGGCAAAUGUCCCCAAACGCUCAGUGAUCAACACAUGCAUUUGCUGUGUGCUAUAGGAUAUGAAGAUAGAGCUGUUGCCCAUCCGAAGGUCUGUGUUGGACUGUAUAUAUUUCACCAAUACAGAACUGGGAUCAGAUUAACCGUGUCAUUAAAAUAUUGAAGUUUAUGGGUUUGAAACUGAUCUCAGUUCAGCUCUGAUAUAAUUACAUGACCAGAAUUACAUCCCUUUAAAGAACACUGAACCGCAGAAGCUACAUCAGUGUCCUAAAACUGAUCAUCUCUCCAUAUGACCACAGGAACAAGCAAAGGUGACAUCCAGUCAGUAAGUUUAUGGUGGAUUUUGUUAAUAAAGCUCCAUUUGUUUUGUGGUCAUUGGACAGAUGGUUUAUCCUGAAUGACAGUCUGGCGGUUUGGUUAAGAGUGCAUGUUUACAACUACUUUUCAUUUUAAAGUUCAGAAUGAUUUUAAACAGUCAUGUAUAUAUAGAUAUUGUUUAUAUUUUAUCUAAAGUUUGACCACCGCAUGCCUGAUGAAACAAAGAUGUCUGCCUGAAGAGAGACCAUGCUGAUUGUUGCAACUUUAUUAGUUCCCGCAAUUAUAUUUUUUACCCAUAAGCACCUAAGUAUCUAUCCACUGUACUUUUCUAAUGAUCUUUUAGUAGCAUGUUCAUUGUAUAUGUAGCUCUGUGGCUGUAUUAUUGUUAUGUUUUGUAUUUUAUAGGCAGCGGUUUCACACCAAUACUGUAUGCGGAUCAAUAUAGGCAACUGAGGAAUGUCAUUGGAGUUUAACCUACAGGAACUGUCAUGUCAAAAUCUUACCAAUGUCACCUUUUGUGUUGUAUCUGUCAAAAUAAAUAACUGAUAGCCUUAACUUUAGCAUUUUGCCUGGGGCAAAGUAAGACUCUUGCAAUACAAGCCACUGAAAAAUCAACCAAAUGGAGAAAAAAAUCAAUAGUGAAUAGAAAGGUAAAGAUCUGUUUUCCUGUGUUGCAAUAAUUCAUAUUUAAUGUCAUCAUACUGGCUUGGAUGAUUUUUUUGGUCAUAGACUAGCCAACUGUUAUCUUAUAUUAUUUUUGCUGUCACCUUAGCUUUUCUAAAGCUGUGAUUGCUCAAUCUGCCCAUCACUGUCUCGUAUCUCAUAACAAUAAUGUGAUUUUAUCUUUAAACAAAAACAUGCUGCCUCUUGAGACCAAAACAGGAAAGACUUUAAAGAAUGGUGAGCUUUAUUAAGGCCAAAAUCAUAUUGCUAUUCCUAACCCUAUUGCCAAUUAACUUACAAUUGAUUUUAACCUAAAGCUAAAGUGUGAAUAGGGAUUGUUUUGGAAAAACCUGAGUAAUUUCUACAUUUCCCAGACCAAAACUCACCACUAGUCUUCAAACUGGUCAGGAUGCUAUUUUAAAAGUACCACAGUGAAAUCUACCUAUAAAUUACUUACUUGUGGUUGUCUGUGCAUCUUAAAGGGAUAGUUUAUGCAAAAAUGAACAUUCUGUCAUCAUUUAAAUGCAUCCUUAUGUUGUUCUAAACCUGUAUUUUACUUUCUUUUCUUCUGUUAAAUACAAAGAUAUUUUGGUUAAAGAGACUCUCCACUUUUUUGAAAAAAUUCUCAUUUUCCAGCUCCCCUAGAUUUAAAAAUUUGAUUUUUACCGUUUUUAUCCACACUCAAAAAAAAUAUUUUUGCACCUUGUCUAAUUUACUUAAAAGAAACAAGUUAAUACAACACAAUUUUUAAUUUUUUUGUCUAAACCUAUUUUUAUAAUGUUCAAUCUGCUUAAAUUAAAAAAAAAUUACAUGAACUCAAUAAUUUUAUAUUGGGACCACAUUAAUGAUUUUUGUUGCUAUUACUUACUGGGCCGUGAAUCUGUAUUUCCCAGCAUGCUUUGCAUGCAACUGCCUUUGGAGAGUAAUUUUUUAAAUUAAGUUAUUUUAUGCAUUUUUAGGUUAAGAGAAAGACUUUAUAGUGUUUAAUGUUGGUUUACCUUAUUUAUUUAGAAGAUUUUUUUGUUAUAUUUUUACGAAUUGUUUGGUUACCAUCAUGCAGAAGAGUGGCGCUUGUGGUUAAGUUGUGGAUGUGACAUACGUACUUAUUUUAAAAAGCACUAACUGUGUUAAUGACUGUUUGAAGAUCAGUCUCUUUUCACAUGUUCAUCCAAUGUGUCAUUGGCAUGCUAACGUGUGCUUAUGCUAAUUAGUAUUAUAUAGAAACUGACAAUUGGUUUAACUAGACUUUUUUGCUUGAAUGAACUUGUUUUGUCUUUGUUGAACAGACCAGAAAUAAUUGCGUGGAAAAGUUUUCCUUAACUGAAUUUAGUUUAUUGAACAAGAUAUUUUUAUGACCAAUAUAAAUAUAUUUAUUAAGUUGGUGCAACAAAAGAUUAUUUGUUUAAAUUAACUUAUUGUAUUCUUGUUGUACAAGCCUAAUCUAAUUUCGUGGAAAAGUUUUCCUUAAUUCAAUUAUGUUGAUUGAACAAACAAUUUUUUUGAGUGCAUUUAGCUG
Paramisgurnus dabryanus is the source of this 9250-nucleotide messenger RNA. Lineage: Eukaryota; Metazoa; Chordata; Actinopteri; Cypriniformes; Cobitidae. The record is from RefSeq and is a predicted model, not a curated record.